AUGAAGAUCGAUCUUUGGCUUCUUGCUGCUAUCUUUUUCGGUGCUGCUGAAGCUGCCGUCUCUUCGAACUACACUGAAGCUAGACUUAGCUCUGGUACCAUCAAGCUCGGUAGCUGGCAGAGUGCCUACGAUAAGGCUUCCGCAUUCGUUGAUACCCUCAGUUCCUCCGACAAGCUCUCCAUAAUCACCGGAGGUAGUGCUGGCAACUUCUCCGGUCUUGAGAUCCUCGAUUCAUCCGCCAACCCCAUCAAUUACUACUAUGUUACCGCUUGGCCAGCAGGCAUUGCAAUGGCCAUGACCUGGGACAAAGCCAUACUCGAGGGCCAAGGUCAAGCGUUGGGGGCAGAAUUCAAGGGAAAGGGAGUCAAUGUCGGUUAUGCUCCCACUGUACAGCCUCUUGGACGUUCGCCCUGGGAUGGACGAGGCGGUGAAAGUUAUGGCCCUGACUCUUAUUUCUCUGGCAUUAUGGGCGGCGCAUUAGCCAAAGGAAUGUUGGCUAGUGGUGUUAUUCCUGGUGCGAAGCACUACGUAUUGAAUGAGCAGGAGACCAAUCGUCAAGGCUCGAACAGUAUGGGAGGUGGAAUGGCUGGAGGCGUUGGUGGCCCCGGAGGCAACUCCACGGAUGGUGACGCUGGUGGCGCACCCCCCAGCAUGCGACGUCGCCAGGACCUCGCGGACAACUCCACGGCAGCUUCCUCCGAAGCCUAUAGUGUUGUAGUCGACGACAAAGCUCUCCACGAGACCUACCUCGCACCAUUUUACGAUACAGUCAAGAACGGUGUUGGUGCUGUCAUGUGCGCAAUGAACCGUAUCAACGGCACUUACGGAUGCGAGAACCAGGACACACUUUCAAGGCUUCUCAAAACUGAGAUGGGCUUCCCUGGCUUUGUCAACCCAGAUGCAGGCGCUCAGAAAACAGGUGUUGACUCCGCAAAUGCCGGGCUUGACUACGGUUCUUCGUCCUACUGGAGUAAUGCCACUCUCAUUGCUGGAAUAGCCAAUGGGACCUUCACCGAAGAUCGUCUAAACGAUAUGGUCAUCCGUAACCUCAUCGGUUAUUUUCGCCAAGAGCAAAACAUUAACUACCCGACACAUGCAGGCUAUACAGAUCGUGUCGAUGUGCGUGGCAAACAUGGCGAAUUGGCACGCAAAUAUGCGGCGGAAUCAUUGGUGCUUUUGAAGAACACUGAUGGUGCUCUUCCACUUACCAAAGCUCAGCGUGUCAUAUCCAUCUUUGGCAGUCAUGCCGCUCCACGCAACGUCGGACCAAACACUGCUCUCACCGUUCAGUCUGGUGUGGCCGAUACCAUGGAGGGACACAUGACCCAGAAUGGUGGUAGUGCAAUGUCUUCGAACGCGUUUCUGGUCACUCCUUUCCAGGCUUUCAACGAACGAGCCGAAUCAGAUGGUUUCAUGCUCAAGUGGUGGUUGAACAACACAGUCGUUGAGAGCUCAGGUGGAGGUAUGAUAAUCAGCGAUGGUGCUGGUACGGAGAUUCAGGAAACCACUCUUGGUAUGGCAGACGGCUCUGAUGCCUGCAUCGUCUUCAUCAACGCUUGGGCUGGUGAAGGAGGUGACAGGAGUGAGCUUGCAAAUGCGGAGCAAGAUCAUCUAGUCAACUAUGUGGCGGACAACUGCAACAACACUAUCGUGGUUGUCAAUACUGUCGGUCCGCGCCUACUUUCCCAGUGGAACGACCAUGAGAAUGUUACCGCGAUCCUAUACGGUGGCCCGCUCGGUCAAUCUUCCGGUCACGCGAUCAACGAAGUAUUGUUUGGCGACGUCAACCCUUCCGGCAAGCUUGUGCACACGCUCGCCAAGAACGAGUCUGAUUACGACUCCAAUUUCCAGAUCAGCGAAGCUUCCGAGAUUGACUUUACCGAAGGCAACUUCAUCGACUACAAGUACUUUGAUCAGCAGAACAAGACAGUCGGUUAUGAAUUCGGGUUUGGAUUGAGCUACACCACUUUCGAGUACGCAUCUAACAUCACCGUCACUUCGGACACCGAGAAGUUAUCCGAGACCUACGCAUCUGGUGCACUCGCUGUUGGCGGCCGUGAAGAUCUCUGGGAUCUCGUUGCAACUGUAAGCACCACCGUUACCAACACGGGCCGUGUCCCCGGCGCGGAAGUCGCGCAGCUGUACGUCGAGUUCCCUGCCGCAGCUGACGAGCCAGUCAAACAAUUGCGCGGCUUCCAGAAGGUCACGGUCAAGCCUGGUCAGACCGAGAAGGUGCAGUUUCAGCUUCGCAGGAGGGACCUGAGUGUAUGGGAUGUCGUUGCGCAAGAGUGGGCGGUUGUGAAGGGGGAGUACAAGAUGCAUGUUGGAGCUAGCAGCCGCGAUCUGAAAGCUGCUGCAGCAAUGCAGCUGUGA
Molecule: messenger RNA, 2373 nt
Organism: Alternaria arborescens
Lineage: Eukaryota; Fungi; Ascomycota; Dothideomycetes; Pleosporales; Pleosporaceae
Product: putative beta-glucosidase D
Exons: 2
Coding region: 1-2373 (790 amino acids)
Biological process (GO): glucan catabolic process
Molecular function (GO): beta-glucosidase activity
Source: RefSeq, a predicted model, not a curated record